AUCCACUGAAACAUUCUAAUCAUGUUGUCUACUUUUCACGUAAAAUAUUUUUAUAGACUUUCUUUAUUCAGUAAUAACAAUAAAUGAAUCAGUUCCUGAAUAAUUAUGGAAAAAUAGAGAGCAGUUUCCAUCAAUUGUCAACGAGAGAAGUUUGCCCCCUCUACUAUCCUUUAUUACAGCUGACAUUUUUAAAGAAAUGGCGUCCUUUAAGAAAAUAAAUACCAAAGUAUUUGCAAGAUCGGGAACUGAAUUAACCCCGGACAACAUAUAUUGGAAAAAGUAUACUGCUCCUGUUUUGGUUAAGGAAUUCGGACCUGUAGAUUAUAUUGAUUUUUCACCGGUGGAACCACAUUAUUUUGCUGUCACAUGUUCUGUAAGAGUACAAGUAUACAAUCCAAUUACAAAGCUAGUCAUAAAGAACCUUAGCAGAUUUAAGGAAGCUGCCUACGGCGGCUCUUUCCGCAGCGAUGGAAAAUUGCUUUGUGCUGGUGGUGAAGAAGCAGUUAUUAGACUCUUCGAUGUUAACACAAAAAGUCUCCUUCGACUUUUUUCUGGACAUAAAGCUGCCGUACACCGAACUUUCUUUACAGCCAACAAUCUAAACAUAGCUUCAUUUUCUGAUGAUAAAACGGUUGUUGUUUGGGAUAUACCCAGUGAAAAACAAGUUAUAUCAUUUCAUGAACACUCGGACUAUAUCAGGGCUGGUGCAGUUAGUCCUAUUUCCAAAGAUAUAUUAUUAUCUGGUGGUUACGAUAAACACAUCUAUAUGUACGAUACAAGAACAAACAAACAAAUUCUCAAUGUUAGCCAUGAAGCACCUGUUGAAAGUUUAUUAUUUUUACCAUCUGGUGGAAUAUUUUUGUCUGCAGGUGGAACAGAAAUUAGAGUAUGGGAUGCACUUGCUGGAGGAAGAUUACUUGCCAAAAUUGUGCAACAUCAUAAAACUGUAACAUGUUUGAAACUGGCUUCAAAUGGUCACAGAAUCUUAUCUGGCUCGUUGGAUAGACAUGUAAAAAUUUAUGAUGCUGGCACAUAUAAGACUGUUCAUUCAUUAGACUAUCCAAAUUCAGUUCUUAGCAUAGGAACCAGUUCGAAUGAUGAAACUAUAGUAGCCGGUAUGGUUGACGGAUUAAUUUCUGUCAGAAGAAGAGAAGAAGAUAUGAAGCAAGAGAAACCACAACGUAAAAAAGUGUCAUAUAGGCAUUCGGGUAAAAAUUUGCACACACCACAUGUAGACAUGGUAAUAAGUGAGGAUAUGAAAGAAAUCAUGUCUAAACACGAUACCUAUUUAAGAAAGUUUCAAUAUUCAAAAGCUUUGGACUGUGUCAUGAUGACUUAUGUUGUAAAUAAGGCACCACAUGUUACGGUUGCACUCAUGCAAGAACUUAUCAGAAGACAAGGUUUAAAACAAGCUCUUGCUGGUAGAAACGGCAAAUCUCUUGUAAAUAUCAUAAAAUUUUUAAAUAAACAUGUGGGAAAUGUUCAAUUUGGAAGAGUAUUAGUACAUGUGGCCAAUACUUUAAUGGAUGUUUACGAAGAUCGUUUGGAUGAACUUGGCCCAGAACCACGAAAGAUGUUUACUAUUUUAGCAUACAAAUUGGAAGAAGAAGAAAAUUUAAUAUUAGCUCUAUCAGAAUUGCAAGGAAAAUUACACAUAAUAUUAUCUGCUGCAGAAACUGUAGCUCCCGCAAUAGUCAAAGACAAUCUCGCAUUGGAACCAUCAACAGCAGCUCAGAAAAAUCUAAUUUUAAGUAUAGCAUAAUUAUAAUUCAUUAUAUUGUCGCAUCACGCAUGAUAGAAGAAUUUGUACAUAUUUUUCAUAUAUUUUUAAUGAAAUUAAAAUAUCAUGUAUCAUGUAUUUUCAUUCGCUAGAUUCUCUAAAUGAUAAGAUAAUAAAAAUUGAGUAUAAACAUUAAAAAGAUAAUAUGCAAUAGA
Messenger RNA from Megalopta genalis, 1935 nucleotides. Its product is annotated as U3 small nucleolar RNA-associated protein 15 homolog. Lineage: Eukaryota; Metazoa; Arthropoda; Insecta; Hymenoptera; Halictidae. Gene Ontology annotation, molecular function: protein binding. Gene Ontology annotation, biological process: positive regulation of transcription by RNA polymerase I; rRNA processing. Gene Ontology annotation, cellular component: nucleolus. The record is from RefSeq and is a predicted model, not a curated record.